Messenger RNA from Exophiala oligosperma, 2222 nucleotides. RefSeq lists its product as uncharacterized. The transcript has a single exon. The record is from RefSeq and is a predicted model, not a curated record. Bases 93 to 1109 code for a protein of 338 amino acids. Gene Ontology annotation, cellular component: EKC/KEOPS complex; cytosol; nucleus. Gene Ontology annotation, biological process: protein phosphorylation. Lineage: Eukaryota; Fungi; Ascomycota; Eurotiomycetes; Chaetothyriales; Herpotrichiellaceae. Gene Ontology annotation, molecular function: ATP binding; protein serine/threonine kinase activity.
AUCACUUUGAGGCCUUUAUCGGAUUGAAUUGCUAGACUGUCACGAAGUCCAUCCUUUGAUUAAUUGGGCUCUGCCAUCUGCCUCUUGUCGCAAUGGAUGUCACUUCAACUCCCACCACGGCCGCCGUGGCAGAUGCACAGAGACGAGAUGAACCGUUCCUCCCUGCACCUUUCAACACGAUAACUCCUCGGCCGGAACUCAUUGCGCAAGGCGCCGAAGCCUUACUAUACCGCACACACUUCCUCAGUCCCGAGACGCCCGCCGCUUUGAAAGCCAGACCAAGCAAAGCCUGGAGACACCCGACGCUCGACGCCCGCCUCACGAAACAGCGCGUGCUCGCCGAGGCUCGCAUCCUCGCCAAGUUGGCCUCACUGGCGGGUGACGAGACGACCGAGAUCCACGUCCCCGCCGUGCUGAGUCUGGAGUGGGACGCCGCACGUAAAGUCAAGGGUUUGAGUCAGGAGCAGAGAGGUGCACGUGGCGCGGGUACAGGUGCAAAUGCAGGUGCCGGCGCGUGGCUCCUCAUGGAGUGGAUCGAAGGACACAGUGCGAAAGAACUUCUGCGCAGAUGGGACACAUGGUACCGUUCUGCAAAGGCCCACGGUACCGCCACCAGCGAAGAGCUAGCCGCCCAAGAAGAGCAAGUCAAGAUCCUCCUCAGGAGACUCGGGAAGGCGAUCGGGAACAUGCACAACAAGGGCGGAGUGGUGCAUGGAGAUCUGACGAGCAGCAAUAUCAUCGUCCGCCCGAAAAACCUGCCAGAGCAAGACCAAAAUCAAGUGAACGGGUCGCUGAUGACCAACGGAGACUGGAGCACCACACAAGAAUCGCAAUCUAUAGCUUCUCCCCCGCCGGACCUCACAGGUGAUAUUGUCCUGAUCGAUUUCGGAUUGGCUACGCAGUCGAUACAAGAGGAGGAUCGUGCUGUGGACUUGUAUGUCCUCGAGCGAGCCUUUGGGUCAACCCACCCUCGACAAGAAGACUGGUUCGAUGCCGAAGUUAUUCAGAGUCAAGAAGGAUAUAGGGGGAGUUACAAGGGCUCAAAGGUCGUUCUCAAACGUUUAGAAGAUGUUCGAAUGAGAGGCCGAAAGAGAAGUAUGCUCGGCUAGAAGCCAAAAAGUACUUUGAGAAUCUCGCACAAAAACGCCAUGCUAAAUAAGACGAGAUACCUUGCACCGCAUCGGCCGAGGCUAUAAGCCUUCUUCAUCAGGCUUCUCCUCGAUGCAGCUACCAAGCUGGGCGACAGCAAAGUACCCUUUGUUCUCAACCACUCCACGGUUCUUCACGACGGCCGUAUAUUUGACAACCCACUGGGGUUCAAUGUCGCCUUUCAAGCCAGGUUCGUCCGCCCCAGCAUUGGGACAUGCGGCAAGGAUGCCUGCUCCAUCUUUGCUGGGUCCCAACAACUCUCUCGUCGUCCCGGGUGGCAAGAUGUCCAUGCAGUCGGCGUGAGUCAGCAGUUCGAUCUUGUUCUCCUUGGCAUACACGAUCAGCGGUUUAGGUACAACGCAGCAGUCCUUGACAUUGAUCUGGUCGACAGUCGGUCGCACUUUGACCUCUGGCAGGAACUUAUCAAGGCGCUCAGAACUGAACUCCGAGACGCCAAGUUGAGAUAUCACACCUUUUUCGUGUAAUGACUCCAGGACCUGCCACGUCUUGAUCUGGGCGUCCAGUCCUUCCGACUCGUCGCUGCGUGCGCUUUCAUCGUCUUCAUCUGCCGACACUUCCUCCUCGUCGUCGGCAUCGAAUGUCACGCCCGGAUAGCUGGCGAUCAAAAGAUCUAUAUUCUCAAUGUCCAGCUCUUUCAGGACCAGAUCGAUCGCUUCCCGCGUGUGUUUACACCGUCUUGUACUCGGGAUGCCCGGAAGGAAGAAAAGCUUGACGGUCACGUCGUAGGACUCUCGCGGUUCUUUGAGCGGCGUAGGUCGCCAUGAGGGAACGUAUAGUGUGUCAUCUUCCUCGGUGGUCCAUUGUUUGUAAUCCGGGGUUGAGUCGGCGUUUUCGGAAGAAGCAGAGGGGUGGUGCUGGAACGAGGCAAAGUUCGAUCUCAGCGAAUUGAUCAGUUCGAUGUUGGACUUGGAGAAUAAUGGUCGCCGGACAAUGGACUGCCCAGAGGACAUUAUGUUACUACGCAAACGAAAAGAAUUAGUCUCCAGAAAACCACAGGAUAUCGGUCUCUUGGUGGAGUCAUACGAUGUAGAAAGAAUCAACUUCAUUUUGGC